Messenger RNA from Symbiodinium sp. CCMP2456, 2793 nucleotides. Lineage: Eukaryota; Dinophyceae; Suessiales; Symbiodiniaceae. The record is from the annotation of a GenBank genome assembly.
AUGGUUGUGGCUGCCGAAGCCGAAGUUCAGGGGGCAAAGAAUGAGGUGGUCGUUGAUUUGUCCGGGCUGGCUUCAGCAUGGGAAAACGAUAAGAAGCUCAGGCGGCUGGCUCUUCAAAGCAAAAGCCUCCUUACAUGGAUCUGCCCGAAAAGUGUCGGGGUGGUGACGAUGAAAACCUUGAAGCUCAAUACGGCUGUGCUCUUGCAUCUGCUACGAGUGUAUCUUCCCCAAGCUCCAGUCAACAAGACAUGUCCAGUGGAAUACAUCUAUCCGGAGGUGAAACAGCUUCGAGAAAACAUCGGCCUCCCCGACGAUAUGGGGCUGAUCCAUUGUGAAGCUACGGCACUUAAGAGCUUGCUGAGCUUGGUCAACAGGCGAAAUUGUGGUGGCAUUCGCUGGUGGCACACAUCUAAGGACAAGAAAUUGCAAGAGCUCUUCGAGUUUGUCAUCCUUUACUGGCCCCCUAGGCCCCGUAAGAAGAAGCAGGCUCAGGAGGCUGAUGUUGUUGAAGAUGACCUUUCAGGGGAAGCAACAGCCCCAGAGGAUGAUGCUGCCGAUGAUGAAGAUGACGAUGAGACGCAAGCCCCACUAGCUGAUGCUAGCGAUGACAGUUUGAUCGAUGCAGGAGAUGCUGUGCCUCUGUGUGAUGGCCUGAUGAAUGAUCAGGAGAUUCGGGAUGGGCUGGUAAGCUCUAUGGGGUUGCACUAUGGCAGCCCACCUCCUCCAUCCGCUUAUUGCAGAGACCCGACUCUUCCAGAGACACCAGUGCCACGGGCCGCCGCAUCGCUCCUCAAUGGGCUUCCAGAUGAUCCAGCGGAAAGGCUCGCAGCGAUUGAGACCACGAGGCGAAGCAUUCUCGAGAGGGAGCAGGCUCUGGAAGUCGAAGGAGGCGAAGUCCCCUCGGAUCUGGAUGCCAAUGACCACCCAAUGCCAAGCAUUGGGAAGGAGUAUGGAUUGGUGGGCAAAGGGUCCAAAGCUUCUACAGGUGACCAGGCUGCCGACCAGGAUGACGAGGAUGAGUCAGAGGAUUCCGAGGAGGAGAACAAUGACGAGAGGGACAGAGUCUUGAAGCAAAUGAAGUUUCCAGAUCUGCAGGGGGGCGACUCACUAACCUCGAUUGCUGUGGCCAUUUGCAAUUCGCUUCAGAAGCGAAUGGCCAAGUUGGCCCUCUUAGAGAAUAAGUUCAGUGAGCUCAAGAACCCUCUGGACUUGCACAGACAGAUGGGAACGAAGAUCACGGAAAUGAUUGCAAAGAUGUCGUCCUUGAACGACUACAUGGGUUCGGCCUACAGCUAUGGUUUGGUCAAUGGCUUCAAGAAAGAGAGUUUUGAGCUAAAGAUUCAGCACUGCCCCCCGCACGAGUUCAGGACAAUCUUCAGUAGGCUCUUGUCAUGGUUCUUUGCUAAGGGCUAUCGAAAGCUGCUGUGUGGAACGUGGUGGUUGAUGAUGAGUCAGACGGCUGCCCCAAAGCCGCCGGGCGAGGAGAAGCCGAAGUCGGGUGGCAAACCCAAGGGCAAAGCCAAGGCAGCCGCCAAAAAAGCAUCGGCCCCGCCACCAUCGCCCCCGCCGCCCAGCUCACGCAAGAAGGGGAAGCAGUGUACAACGACUGUGGACUUCGAUCGUGCAGAACAGUAUGCCGAAAUGCUAGGCUCCGGUGUCACGACCUCAGACACACUGGAUCAUAUGCUCGCAUUGUUUGCAAAGGAGAUUGUAGACUUGAUGCAGAAUGGCUUUCAAGCUGCUUCGAAGCACUGGUAUGUGGCAUGCAUUGGGCACAAGGGAGACCUUAAGCAUGUUGCUGAAAAAGCAGCACAUCUGGUACGCAGCUAUGCAAACCUGGGAAAGAAAAAUGCGAUAAUGAUGUGUUCGCUUUGCCAUGCUGGUGCUGCUAGCCUGCCCUUUGAGCAGAUUGAGCCGAACCCUAUGUGGGCCUCCAGUCUUUAUGCCACCCGGCCUUGGAACUCCGAUCCGCCCCUACUUCCAAUCCCAUUUGACGAUUCGAAACCUGAGAUGCUGUAUCGUCUUGACCUAUUCCAUCUAUUCAAGGUCGGGACAGGGAGGGACCUGUGUGGAGGCUUAGUGCUAUUAGCCAAAUUUGGGUUUUGGGACAAACCUGGGGACAGUCUGAAGCUGUCGGAACGCUUGACAAGAUGCCAUAAAGCAUUCAAACUUUGGUGCUCCGUGAACGGGAAGACACCAGCUCUCAGAUACUUCUCCAUGAGUCUUUUCCACAUGAAGAGGUUAACGGACCAUCCGUGGGCGAAUGUGAAGGGCUCCGACUGUAUGCUUUUGCUGCAAUUCAUCAAGUGGGUGUGCGAUGUUCAUCUUUCGAGCCCGACUCCUGAAUCGCAACCACAUGAGCCCCUUCUCAAGCUGUACAGCCGAACCAUUGGUCAUGCCUUGAAGAUGUUUGAGAUUUGCAAUUCACAUCCCUUGUGGAUGGUCAGGACUUGUGGGAAGAACUUGUAUGCAAAUCUGAUGUGCUUGCUGAGUGGCUUUGUGUCGCUCGCCAAAGCGACCUUGGAUAUGAACGAAAUGUUUUUCAGCUUGAAACCAAAGCUACACGGGCUGCACCAUGUAGCUUUCGAGCUGCAAGAAAUGCUGAAGACAGCAUCACCAGUGGUGUUGAAUCCGCUUGCUUUUGGGUGCGAAGGCAAUGAAAGCCACAUCGGCCAUGUAUGUGAUCUGGCCCUGUCUGUGGACACAAGACAAAUCGAUCAAAGAGUGAUGCAGAGGUCUAUGCUCAAGUUCUGUGCUGUCGCUCGCAGACACUUGGAGAGCCGUUUGCCAUAA